CUGGAGAGACUGCGGCUGGUGUCAACCUGGAGAGACUGCAGCUGGUGUCAACCUGGAGAGACUGCGGCUGGUGUCAACCUGGAGAGACUGCAGCUGGUGUCAACCUGGAGAGACUGCGGCUGGUGUCAACCUACACUGCGCUUCUGUGAGAAAAACUUCCCCUCAAUCCUUCAGUUGCUGCCCUUGCAACAUUGCAUAACUCCUGAUGACACACUGAAGUGUGAAAGUACUUGAGCUGAAGAUUUCCACCCCCAUGGCUUGUCUUGCAUAGUUACAUAAAUUAUGAUACAUAGCAGCAUAUGUAUGUGUAGAUUACCUAGGAUAAUCCUAGACAGUCAGACAAAGUUAUUUAUUUCCACUGUGGUCCUUGAAUUUUUUGUUUGUGUAGUAUACAAUGUAGUUUACAUAUAUUAAAAUAUUGUUAAGCACGAAGAAAGUCACUAGCAUGCAUGUGCAUUUUAAUUAAGAUUAUUUAGGUAUAGGUACACAGAAAUACAGUUACACAAAUUAUCGUACUACUUAAGCAAGUUUAUUUUAGGUACAAUUAUUUAUUUAUUUAUUUAUUUAUUUAUAAUUUGAGCACACUUACAGAGGUACAAAAAAAAUACAGAUGAGAGCAGCAUGCCAAAGCCACUUAUACUAUGCAUAGCAUUACGGGCUGGCUUAAAAUUAACUUAAGAUUAACUAAGCAAUGAUGAAAUCAGUGAAAAACAUUAAUGUAAACUGAUUACUAUAAAGCACAAAUAAAGGAAAAUGUGUGCCAUGUAUGAAGCGUGCAACAUUGUUCUUCAUAAGUGGACUGAGGCACUUGGUACACUUGGAUUCUCAAAAAAUGCUCAAACCACUGCCCUACAGUUGUGGGUGAUGUAUCUCCAGCGUUUGGGAGUGGCAUUCAUACCAAAAAUGACCUUUUUCAAGAACUCUGAAAAAUCUGACAUUGACAAGAGCAGUGUAGAGUCAUCUGAGAGUGAGACGUCUUCUUCAUCUCCAUCAUCAGUUGAAUCCUUACAUUGGACUAAUGAAAAUAUAAAGAAGAAGAUGCCAACACUGUUCACCUUAAAUGUGGGAGAAAGAGAGUCAUUUUUUGCGAGAUCUCAGGAACUUAGUCAAAGUAAACAAGAGCUUUAUACUUUUUUGGAGAGCGGUCGGAAGUCAUCUAGACUAGAGGGCAAAGAAUAUGUAAAGAUUUCUCUAGCUUCAUCAACUGAGGAUAUUUCAUGUUCUAAUGGAUCUGAUAAGGAGUACAUGCCAGCUAUAAAGAGAAGACGUAAACGAUUUUUCUGGAAAGCAAGAAAGCAUAAGAAAAACAAGACACACAACAUUAAGAUGGACAAGUCAUCCAGUGAAGACUUGACUGAUAUGUUUAGUGACUGGAAUAAGGAUAAAUUGUUUUUGCAAGGAUUGAAAGAGAGUGAUGAGAAAUCAUGGAGUAGCGAAAGCAGUGAUGACAACCAUAGAACUGGGAUAGACAAUAAUGUUGAGAAUGAUGGAACAUCACAUGAAUCAUUUAAUAAAGAGCAGCAUUCAUUGUCCAAAGAUGGAUUUAGUGAUGAGAAAAAUUUAAUUGGAAAUGACAUUGGAUAUGAAAAUAAGGAAGCUAGGAAAGAAAUCCUUAUGAAAUGGAAGAGAGAGAUAUGUAAUAAGGAAAAAAUAUCAAAAAAGAAAUGCGUAAGAGAAACUAAUAAAUUGAAGAUGCGUCGAAAAGUUUUUGAAAUGAAAAAAUCAAGAUUGAGGGAGUAUCAAAAAAAAAACGAGCUAAGUAAUCCUUUACGUUUCCAAUCAUUUCCUUGUAUGCUAAAAGUUUUGCUUAGUCUACUUUACCUUGCUGUUCUGCUGUCAGGAGAACAUAUUCUACUGAUGGACCUAUUAAGAUGGUGUCAUGAAGGCCAUAUUCCCUACUUGUCAGCGCCUUGCUUGGUGGAAUUGGCAAUGAAAAGUCGGUCAGCUACCAUUCUCCAGCUGAAAAAAUCAAGCAUCCCAGAUUCAAGAUGUGUAAGAAGAAUUGCAGGUGAACUAAGUUUGUUUCUCUGUUUGCACUCGAUUCCUCUUCCUUGUGUGAAAAAUGUGAUUGCACAUUUGGUAAAGCUGCUUAGAUUACCUGAACAAGUUACUGCCAUGUCACAGGAGCUAGUUACCUUGAAAGAAAAGACAUAUGAAAAAACUGAGUUGAUGCUUGAGGUUCCAUGUGUGGAGUCUCUAGCUAUGGCAUCUGUGGUGGUGACGCUGAAGAUGUGUUGUGGAAUCAAUGACCUGGUUGAACACCAGCUCUCAGCAGUAACCUCAAAGAUUAACUCAGCACUAGGUUCAUCACACACUGUGGAUUUGCUCUUUUCUUGGGAUGACUGGAAAAGAUAUAUCACAAAGUUAUUGUGGUUUUGUAAUCAAGUUUAUCCUCUCCAUGGCAUGAUGAGCUCUGCAUCCAAGGCUGUGGGUAACAAGCAAGUGGCAAUUUUCUCAAGGCUUUCCCAAAUUCUCUCCUUUUGUAGAUGUGCACCUGCUGUACACAUGAAAGAUUUGAAAGAUUACACACAUAUUUCAAGUAUGUUGGACGACCAUGGUCAUUCUUUAAGGAAACUGUUUGAUCAACACAAAGUAUAUAGAGGAACAGCUGAUCCAUUCUUAGGUAUUAUUGAGCAGUAUGUAACAACAUGGAGUGAAAAUGACCCACAAUCACCAGAGCUAUUGAAAAUUGGCCAAGACCUCAUGCAGAUGUCCUUUGCAUCACAUCAGCUGUUCUGGACUCAAAAUAUUACUCACAUUCAGAGAUGUCUGAAGAAAUGUGGCUCCAAGAUUGUUUUGAAUCCUGUGAAAUUUCCCAAUAUAAAACAGUUCAAAGAUGCCACACCACUUAACAGGAUUUGGAAUUAUAAAAAAAUAAGAUCAGAAAAGGUUUUGAAGCAGCCAGACACUUACUUGAACAUAAUGAAGGUAGCACGAUGUUUAUGGAUAAUUCAAGUGAUUCAACAGUUUUUGAUGAUAACAGUAAUAAGAGAGAUACUGUGUACUGUUCAACAGGAGCUUAAGUGAUUCAUCAGUUUCUCUUAACAAUGGAAAUAACAAGAAAAAAAUAGUUUACAGCUUAACAGAGAGAUCAAGGAUUUCACAACUGAAGUUAAAAAUAACAAUACCAAUUUUGUUGCAGAAGAAAGCCCAAGUUGUUCACUCUCAGCAAUUGGUGCAAGUGACCUAGUUGAUAAGAUUUACACUUCAAAUGACAGCUCGAGUGAUUCAGAAGAUUACCAGGACAGAGUUGAUAAGAUUUUCAGGAAUGAAUAUCAUCCCUCAAGUAAUAUUUUGUUAGUACCAAUGCCACUAUAUAGAUUUUGGAAGUCAAAUUUAGCAAAAGAAAAAUGGAAAUACUUUUGGGAAAAUUUACCCAUUAAUUUCCAGUGGCUAAUAACUGUUGGAAGUACAUUGUGUUUAAUAUCAAAGGAGGAACUUAUAAAAGAUGUGAAUCUCCUUGAGAAAACCUUGGUAUUACAUUGCUCAAGAUGAAGGCAUGAUAUGGAUAUUGUUUUUUAUUUUGUUUUGUAAAUUAAUGGAGACUGAUUAUUGUACAUUGUACAAUUCAUAAUAAAAAAAACAGAUGGAUUAUCCAAGUACAAUAAUAAUUUUUUUUUCUUUGGGAAUCUUCUCAUGAAGCCCAUUACUAGCAAAUGUUUAUUAGUAAGUUCGCUGAAAUACUUGUAGGUAAUAAAUUGCUUGGAAAUGGUCAUCCUACAAGGAAUUCUGUACAGAAAUAGAAGUCUGUUUCAGGAUGACAGAUUUCAACACCUUGUAUGAGUUUCUUCCUGCUUGAUGGAAUAAGAAAGGGAAACAGUAGCAUUUAUUCCCAAUGUGUAACUGUCAUAAAGAAUAUGGUAGCAGCACACUUGUGAUACAGUAUAUGCAAUUUUAUAUAAUAAAAAAAAAAACUUGAGGAGAUUGUAAUAAAUCUUAGUGGGGGGAAAACAGAAACCUUUAGGAACUUAAUCACUAGAAUCAAGGAAUACAAAUAUGCUUGACAUUACAUACACAAUACAUAUUGUAACACCUGUAACCACCUACAAGAUUAGUUAUAAACAAAGUAUGUAGUCUGAUGUGGCAGACUGUGCUUAAAAUUAGUUUUAAUCACCGCUGCCAACACCAUUUUACCAUCUCUGAUAUUUUAGCAAAUCUGAUCCUACCUAAAACAGACACAGACUUCACUUCCCUGCAGUAGACCUUGCUGAACACACACUUCACCUCAUGGACCAUUCCUCAGUCACUGUAUAACCUCAUAUUUUACUUGUCUCUAUAUGAAGUGGCAGAUGUCUUUUAAUAAAAUACCAUAACCUACA
Cherax quadricarinatus is the source of this 4319-nucleotide messenger RNA. RefSeq lists its product as uncharacterized. Gene Ontology annotation, cellular component: RNA polymerase I core factor complex; RNA polymerase transcription factor SL1 complex. Gene Ontology annotation, biological process: RNA polymerase I preinitiation complex assembly; nucleolar large rRNA transcription by RNA polymerase I. Gene Ontology annotation, molecular function: RNA polymerase I core promoter sequence-specific DNA binding. The record is from RefSeq and is a predicted model, not a curated record. NCBI's taxonomy places the organism in Eukaryota, Metazoa, Arthropoda, Malacostraca, Decapoda, Parastacidae.